UGUUUUGGUAUUGUCAGAAUCACAUAGCGCUAGAUUAUUUUGUUUGUUGUGUGCCGUGGGAUCCGGACGCUCUCUACUACGAUAAAUUAUUGUUUUACUUUAUUUUGUAUUUUUUUACAUUUUGUUACCUCAAAGGAAAUAUAAUUAAUCUAAAAUGACAAGGACUGCACUAGAUAUUCAUGAAAGUUUUGCUGGGAAUUUAGCCUACAAGGAUACUAUCAUGUGGGAUGCAUAUACUCCUCGACAAUUUCCACUAUUUCGAAACAAACUCAACGAGCUGUUUCGUGAACCUGAACCUGAAAAUAAUAAUCGGACCAUAAGCAUUUCACAACAAUCUGCAAACGGAGAACCCGAAAAUUUGCAUAAUGAAAUAACUGAACAAAACGGUGUGGAUAAUGGUACAAGUCCACAAGAUAAUGAAACAGAAAUGAACGGUUCUGAUGCCUCUAACAGUAACAACUCAGCAAAUUCAGAAGAAACGAAUUCAAGGCCUCCACCAAGCAAAGCAAUGGAAAAAAUUCGUCAAGCUGUAUACAAUAGUACCAUAGCACAAGCUAAAUACACAAAUAAAAAUCUGCUUACCACUUUUAUUUUGGUGACUGUAGCAGAAGGCACAACCCAUCGUCAGGCUGAAAGCGCAACUAAGUUUUCAGUUCACUUGGUAAUACGUACGAGAAAAUGCAUGAAAAAUGAUGAUAGCACAGACCGUUGUAUGGUUUUUAUUGACGAACAUGCAAAUGUAUAUAAAAAUUGGAAUCAUUUCAUGGAAACCAAUUUUUUGCCUGCAGGCAUAGCGUUGGCACCUCCAAAAGGUGUAUACGUGUUUGAAAAAGAUAAGCUUAUUGUUGAUUCUUGGAUAACACCUGCAAAUAGUGUUGGACAUAAGGCUGCAGCCACUGCUGAUGUUGUAGCCGGUGUCGGAGGAUUUGCAGCGGCAGGUGGUACGCUAGCGGCCUUGGCUUUACCGGCUAUCGUGCCAGCUUUACCAGUUCUUGGUGCUGUAUGUAUUGUCACCGGAGCUUAUUCAUCAAUCCGUUCAGGUUGGAAUUUAUGGUCUCGCAAGGAUCACGAACAAAGCAUAGGUUUAAAGGAUUCAUCUGCUAGGGGAGCUUGGCUUGGCGUAGCUUCUGGAGCACUUGCUGUUUCAUCAUCAGUUGCAACUAAGUCAUUAGCCCAACUGGCUUUGGCUGGAAAAGAAGUAUCAUUGGUCCGUGAAGUUGUUGUCAAUGGAAUGAACAUAUCAACUAUGCUUUUAUCUGGAACGGGUGUGGCAAAUGGAAUUUUGGAUUUACUUUUGAAAUACUCUGAUGAUGAGGAAGUUACCACCUUAGAUGUAUUACAAGUUGCUGCUUCUUUAGCUAUCUUUACUCAUUCAGCAUAUAACUUCCGUUUGGCCUCUACAAUUGUUACACAAGCUCAAGACUCGAAAGUAAAUGCUUAUCGAUCAGAACUCAGUAAUAGACAAAGAAAAAUGUUCGACAAAUUGACGAAAGAAACGAUACGCACACGAGGAGCAUCAAUGGGUAAAACGGACGUGAUUCGUUUAAUCAAUGAAGUACCUGACAGACAGUAUCUCAACGACUUGAACAGAAUCAAUAGAAAUCUAAACGAAAAUAAUGUUCGCUUUAGUGCAGGCAAUAAUGGUCAGAUUCUAUUAAAUGAUGAGGUUCAUGUUAACUCCGGUGAUUUACGUAACAGUGUACAGCACGGCAUAGGUGAAAAUGUUUUAGGUAGAGUAAGCCAGCCAAUACCAAGUUCUCAUCAAACAAUACCAAAUCCAGAAACCGUUAACAUUUUGUACGAAAGUGCCUUUUCCGAGAACACAAAUAAUCUUAUCAAUUAUUGUCAAACUGCUUUUCAAAUAUCUUCACCACUUAUCUUAAACGUCGAGACAUUUCAAGAUUGUGUACGUAAUAUAAUCACAAAAGUGGGCGAGCAAGCAGCACAAUUUCUCAUCAAAAAAGCAAAGGAAUUUAUCGAAUUAUACGGAGAAUCUAUUGAACAUUUUAUAAAAACAAAACUUCACAUGGAAAUUGUUCUAUGGGAUUUAUUUACAAAAUGUAAAGAAAACUUAUUGACAUUUACAACGGAAGCUUUACAGAAUAACAUGCUACGAAUUUUCGAACAGCUUAAAUCUUUUUACCAAAAUAUGUCUUUUGAAAGUUCUACCGCUGAAAUAUUUGAGUGUAAAGUUUGUCAGGGAUUUUAUCAAAUUUGUUCUAUUUAGUCAAAUAGAAUAUAUAUAUAUACAACUAUAUCAAAAGCACACAAAUUUUUGGUAGUAUUAAAGGAUGGUAAUUUACAAUUGUAAUUUGACUUAAAAAAGUGGUGCCUUAUUUUUAUAUACACAUAGUUAAUUUACGAACAAAUAACUCAAAAUGAUUGAUUGAUAUUAUGAUAUAGUCGUACAACAUGUCUCAAUAUUAAGUGAUGUUUUUAUAUUUCUCAA
Episyrphus balteatus (marmalade hoverfly) is the source of this 2449-nucleotide messenger RNA. RefSeq lists its product as uncharacterized. Bases 155 to 2227 code for a protein of 690 amino acids. Lineage: Eukaryota; Metazoa; Arthropoda; Insecta; Diptera; Syrphidae. The transcript has 9 exons. The record is from RefSeq and is a predicted model, not a curated record.